AUGAGUCUCCAGUUGUUUCGUCGUGUUCUCCUUACUUACAUCUCCCUCUUUAUCUCUCUCUUCCUCUCCCGUGUCACCUCCGUUGUCUCUAAUACCCAUGCCACAAUCUCCUCCUCUAUCACCUCCGUUGUCUCUAAUACCCGUGCCAUAGUCUCCUCCUCUAUCACCUCCGUUGUCUCUAGGACCCAUACCAUAGUCUUCUCCUCUAUCACCUCCGUUAUUUCUAAGACCCGUGCUACGAUCUCCUCUGGUGUCUCUAGGAUCCGUGCCACGAUCUUCUUUUCGAUCUCCUCUGUUGUCUCUAAUACCCGUGCCACAGCCUCCUCUUCUAUCUUUUCCAUCGCCAAGAGCGUAUCUUCAUUUCUGAAGUCCUCGUGGGCAUCUUGCAAACCAGUCUGUGCCAUACCCGCCUUAAUCGGCGCGGCUAUUGCAUCUUACGUCACCAGGAAGUUCGUCUCCGUUGGCUUUUCCACAUAUCUUUACUCGGCAGUGGAAGGCUUCCGUUCGGUUCAGUCCUUCCAGGAUACGAUGGAGCCAAAAGCAGACAGGCUGCUUCAAAUCCUUCGAGACCAGAAUGCAUCUAUCGAUGCUAAAGUAGAAAGUCUACUUGCUAUCAAAGCGGACAUCAAACAGAACAAUGUUCCCGAGAACGCAUUGCCGCCUUUGUUCGACGCAAUCAAGCUUGGAAUCAGUUCUCAUUACACCCGGUACUGCGGAGCCGCCUUCUCGACACUCGGCAAUCUCGUGAAGCGACUCUUCAGCCAGGAGCAACAGCGUCUCAUUGCUACUUUUGCCCGCAUCUUGAUUCCCAUCCUGCUCGAUCGCCUCGGUGAUCAGAAAGAGCGUAUUCGAACCCAUGCGUUCCACGCAUUUGUCGACAUUUGGCCCGCCUCACAACGGGAAGUCGAAGAUGCAGUUCUCGGCACUGCCCUGACGGGAAAAAACCCGCGUGCAAAACAAACCGCCAUUUCAUGGCUCUCGCAUAUGGCUAGAAACCACGGACUCGCGUUCCGAUGUUAUGUUCCGGACGUGGUCCGUUGUCUUGAAAACGCCGAUGUCUCCGUCCGCGACACGGCCAAAAAUGCGCUCGUCGAACUUUUCAUGGACGAAAACGACGAGUCGAAAACCUUUCUCAAGUCUGAGCUGGAGAAAAAUGCCAACGGCCUCCCCAGAAAGCCCAUCCGCGAUUGGAUUCUAGAGCAAAUCGGCCCCUUUAAGGAGAUCGCCCCGCCGGGUAUGGAGAGAGCCUUCAAGCAGCGGGAGGAGGCCGCCGGCAGGAAGGAUCAACGUCGUGCAGACGACGAAUUGCGGCUUGCCGCGUAUGAGAAUCGGCUUGUAACCAGGGAACUGAUGGCUGGGGCGACUCAGACGCAAGCCGAUAAGCUCAAACACAGGCUGCAUAUCGGCGAGAGCUCGAACACCGACCAGACGACCCUUGUACCCCGGCGCCAGGACCCUCCACGAUCGAAGACACCGCUUGCCGAAAAUGCGCAGCAGCUUCAGCGGUCCGCUCAUACCGUCCCUUCCCAGGAUGAAGCUGAAGUUGCCCCGCUCAUCAUCCGGUCGUCUCGACAGUUGGAGGAUAUUUUUAAUGCGAUGACUCCCGAUUUCGACGGUCGCGAGACGGAGAAAAACUGGGAGAAGCGCGAGAAUCAUGUGAUCGUUCUUCGACAGGUUGUCAUCGGUAAUGCACCGGGAGACUACUCUCAAACCUUCUAUCCGGGUAUCAAGGCGCAGCUUGACAAUGUCUUUAAGGCUGUGCUGUCUCUUCGCACCACUUUGUCCUCGCAUGGAUGCUACUUCGUCAUCGAUAUGGCCCGCUGGCUUGGACCCGGUAUUGACGGAAUGGUGGAGAUCAUUGUCCAGAAUUUGUUCAAGGUCUGUGUCCUGUCGAAGAAGAUCACAGCCCAAAAUGGAAACAAGGCUAUGAUCGCCGUCGUUGCCAAUGUUUCAUACAACCCCCGUCUUUUGAGCCACGUUCAGAGUGCGACCACCGAUAAGAGCGUGCAGCUCCGCCAGUUUGCCGCAGAAUGGCUGCGGACAAUCGUCAACCGGCACACAUCAAUCAGGGCCGCCAUAGAACAUGGAAAUAGCUUGAACCUGAUUGCCACGUGCAUCAAGAAGGGUCUAGCUGAUGCUAAUCCGGACGUGAGGAACGAAAUGCGCCAUACUUACUGGGACUUCUACGUGGCCUGGCCCGCUACCGCGAAUACAAUUGCGUCCGAUUUGGACAGCAAAACGAGGCUUCUCUUAGAAAAGGACCCACACAAACCCAAGGAGCAGCAGCUAGGCAACCCGCCAGCAGAAGAGAGCUCGGCCCCGGCGCCAGCUCCAGCGCCACCCGGAAAAAGCCGCUCCGCGCUCAAGUCCGCAAUUGCGGCCCAUAGGCGAGCACAUCAACUCAAGGUCAAACUUGAUGAAGGACCCCUUGCUGUCGCAGGCCCAUCAACCCUGCAUUCAGCGCCCAUGAGGCCUAGAUUUCGGCGCCCCGAGGGGGCCGCACCCGAGGGGGAUCGUGAUGUCGAUCCAUCUUCGAGUGACAUUUGGAUGGGUCUCGCCAAAUCAGAGCCCUUAAAACCCAAGUAUUUGAAAGUCCACCGAAGGGCAAAGCCUGUCACCGAUCAGGAACCUACCGAGGGCCAUCUUGAUCAGCCGAGUGACAGUGUUCCCUGGGUGGAAGAAAUUCGCGGAAUGCAGCCCACAAGGGGCCCCGACGGUGGCCCACAUCCGGUUGAAGUGAAGAGAGAAGAGCCGCCGAAACAGCCUCCGUCACCAGUAUCGCCGCUACCGCCGCCGCAGCCUUCGCCAAAACCGGAGACUCGAGCCCCAGAAAUCUUGCCCACGCCCAAGAGUCCCGAACCCAGCACUCGACCCAGUACGGGAACCGGCCCGGCGCAAUCAGAGCGUCCAGAGUACACAGAGGGCCCAGUCCCCACGCAACUCAUAAUAGACCCCAAUCCACGACAAUUACCCCCGGGGGAAAAGUUACGUUGGCCAGUGUUGGUAAACCCCCGUCACGCGCCAGUCUACCAGCCCACUCCGGAGGAAGAUUUACAAUUUGCAGGGGCAUUGUUGGAACGUUCAGAAGAGAAGUCGAACCGGCGUGCCCCAGUAAGCUUCUCCCCCGCAUCCCAAGACCCCAACAGCUCGCAGCAAUUGCUCGAUAGGGGCAUCCAACUAAUCCGUAGCAACAGGAUGGAUCCCCAUGGAUUCAGACGGCUGCGGAGAGUGCUGGAGUCCGGCGGCGAAACAGAGAUCUCACCAGAGCAACACCAUGAGCUAGUGUUGGCUCUAUUGAACACUUUGGAGCGCGGUCACCCAACAGUCAAGGGCACCAGCGAAACCGCUCUACUCCCCGUGCUUGAUGUUUUCGAACAGACGAUCAAAGGAAAAGAAAAAGAAAACAACAAAAAUCGGUUCACUCCGCAAUUAUAUUAUCUUACCAUUGUAUCCUUUAUGGAAACGAGAGGUCGUUAUGAUGCGUCGUGUUAUUUUUCCGUGAGGCUCGAUGAGGUUGCAACACGAAUCGUCCAUGCCGAGUUGGUCGAGGGUACAUGUAACUCAGUCGUAGCUAUUUUGGACACUAUUUCUAAUGAAAAAGUUCAAACAAACAACAAUAUCAUGACUAUGAGCCUAUCACUAUUGGUAGUUGCUCUCCGCCAUCAGAAUGCAUCUGGCUUAUGCUUCGCGGAAGACAUCGUGAAAAGGAUCGGAUCGCUUGCUGCUGAGCAGCUAGAGGGGGUACAUGCCGAGGCACGCCGUCUAGUUGUUCAGGUUUGUAUCCAUUUACACGCGAUGGUCAAGGAGGAAAGGUUUUGGGAGCUGUUAGGGACCCCUUCCACGGGGUCCCGCAAUCUACUGGCAUACUAUCUGGCUAGAGGUUGA
Messenger RNA from Aspergillus affinis, 3885 nucleotides. RefSeq lists its product as uncharacterized. Gene Ontology annotation, biological process: astral microtubule depolymerization; mitotic spindle assembly. Gene Ontology annotation, cellular component: mitotic spindle midzone; microtubule organizing center; spindle microtubule. The transcript has 4 exons. Gene Ontology annotation, molecular function: microtubule binding. The record is from RefSeq and is a predicted model, not a curated record. NCBI's taxonomy places the organism in Eukaryota, Fungi, Ascomycota, Eurotiomycetes, Eurotiales, Aspergillaceae. Bases 1 to 3885 code for a protein of 1294 amino acids.